CACACACACACACGACACCAGCUGUUGCCCAUGAAAGCCUCUAGGUUUAUUGGGUCUAUCUGCUGUAUUUAUGGCCAAACCGCAUCUCUUCAACUGUCUUUAUUCCCUGGUCUUGCUCCCUGCCAUGAGCCCUGUCUCUUGACAUCCUCUACAGCUUCCUGCCCACCAGUCUCCUUCUGCAGAUCUUAUUUCCUCCUCCAUUACUUCAAACACUCGUAUGCCAAACAAAUCUUCCACAGCUACAGACGUGGCUUUUGCCUAUAAAGAGUUGCCUGUGGCUUGAAGUAGUUUGUUCCUACAGGGCCCGUGCGUCCCAUGGCCUGUCGGACAGGCCAGGUUGUAACCUGGAUACAGCUGCAGUCCAGAGGAGCCAUUAGCAGUGCCAGGAGGCCCCCAGCUCCCAGCGAGAGCUCAUUACUGUUUCUGUGCAGUCACACUCCUCCUAUGAAACACAGCAGUGUGUCUGGUGAAACUAGCCAGGACACCGAGCCUCGGGGAAACUGUUACAGCUUGAUUUGAGAAGAGAGGGGAAAGGACUAAAGAGAAAGAGAGUUCACUAAAACCCGAGAAUGAGUACUAAGAAUGAUAUUAAUCAUUAAACAUAUCCAGCUUUCACUGUACUUUACUGCGAGAGUGUGUAUCUGUGGUUAUUGGAUCUGAUUUGCUCUUUGUUCAGUGUGUGUUUGUGUGCGUGUGUGCUCUCUGAGGCCCAGUUCAGCUGUCUGGUCUGUUGUGCAGAUGGUUGAGUUGGAGCCCAGUGAAUGAGAUACCGUUUUUUUUUCCUAUUUUGUCUUUCCUUUCUUUUCCGUGCCUUUACCCCACCUUUUUCCUCCAAAGUUUCGUUUACCACUUGCAUCCCUGGCUGCCUUCUCUCUUUCAUCACUGCAUCUGCUGAGGGCCAUCUUGGGCAGAGGAGAGUAUCCCACCUCUCUAUUUUCACUCCCUCCUUUUUUAUGCACCUCUCAGGGCUCAGUGCAGCAGCUAUACGCGGUGGCUUUGGAAUGAAAUGUCUCUUAACCGAGCCGUGUGCCCCGGAGCUACGGUAAUUGCAGGUGAAAUUCAGCUUCCUCUUUAAAAUGCCAUCUCUCAUUUCCAGUUACCGGCCCCCUCCGUAUCGCUCCCUCUUUCUGCUGCCUCCCUCCACCCCCUCUCCUGCUCCUGCUCCUUUCUCCCUCUGGCUGUCUUUCAGAGGCGUGUGAAUCCCUCAGCCCCUGUCGCGUCUCCCUGCCCCAACAGACACUCCCACAAUGCACAGCGCUGAUGGCUGCACAGUGAUAUCAGCCAUGUAGAGGGAAGGGAGGGCCGCUGCCUAGACACACUCAAUAUAUGUUUGUUUGUGUGUGUGUGUGUGUGCAAAGACAGUAUGUGUGAUGAAAAAGAGAGUGUUUUUGUUGCUGAGUGAAGAAAGAGAGAGGGCAUAUACAUCCGUGUGUGCACAUAAGAGCAGUGUAAUGUGUGCCGCUGUGAGACUAAGUUUGUCUGUGCUUGUGUGUGUAGCGUCAGCAAGGCGUGAGCUGUGUAGAGGUGACAUCAAGGUGAACGCGGCGUGCAGAACGCUCUGCCGACUCGGGAGGCAGCAAAUGGCUCUGUGGCAGAUGGAGUCUUUGUCAGGGAAGAAAAAUGGCAGCUCAAGAGCGUCAAAGACACACACGCACGCACGCACGCAUGCACACACACACACACACACACACACACACACACACACACACCACCACCACCACCACCACCAUAUAUAUGUAUGUAUAUGUUUAAAACAGAAACAAGCCUGCAGCAUACAUAUCUAUGUCCUUAUGGCUUAUUUUGCACAGUUAGACUUAUUCACUAGCAGUUAUAUUUGCCUCAAUUGCAUCUACACACACACACACACACACACACACACACACACACACACACACACACACACACACACACACACACACACACACACACACACACACACCAAACAUAUAUACAUAUAUACAUAUGCAUGUAUAUAUUCAGAUAAGCAAAUAUGCACACACAUGCUGGCACCCCCCUACACUCCUUAGUGAGCCAGGCAGGCGAGUAGUGACCUUCCCCGGCUCAGAGGGUUCCCUGGCUGUUUGAUCAAUUAUCCCUCUCCCAUUGUUUACCAGGAAGCAGGAGUAGUGAGCAGAAGAGACGAGAGAAGGCUCUAAAAUGGCCACUGUCAGGUGGAGGGAUCCAUUUCCCUGAUAGCAUAGGGGUGGGGGGGUUAGAGAGGAGAGCGGAAGAGACUGAAAGACCAAAUCUGUGAAGUGUGCUUAGAGAGAAGGGAGGAGCAUGAUUCCCUGGCAGUUAGGAUGAUGUGACAUUAUACUGAAGGUACGGCACUGACAGCGGUUAACAUUUGUAAUGCUGACAUCAUCUGCAAAAACAGCAUCUGGCAGAUCGCUCAGGUUUCAAGAUUAAAACAUCAAUUAUCAAUGUAUCAAUCUCAAAUAAACAUCUUCUUGGUGCUAUGUGUGUGUGUGUGUGUGUGUGUGUGUGUGUGUGUGUGUGUGUGUUGCUGAAAUGUAACGCCAUGUCUGUCUAAUGCUGCAUGGACACAUGUAUGGACAAUGGCACAUUACUAAAGGUACACUUCCUAUUUUUAGUGUGGAGCAGUAAGGGGGGUUACACACUCUAAAGGUCAGGUGGCAAAGAAAAAAAACCGGAGUGGGAACAAAUGAUGCACUAAGCGAAUGACACUCUGAGGUCCUGCUUUAAUAUGUAUGUAUCGCAGGUUGAUGGCUGAUUUCAUUAGCACCUCUCAUUGUUAUGCAUAGAUUGUCCUCCUGCAGCAAAAUGAAUAUUGUAUUCACACACACACACACACACACACACACACACACACACACACACACACACACACACACACACACACACACACACACACACACACACACAUACACACACACACACACACACACACACACACACACACACACACACACACACAACCACUGCGAUUUUCAGGGAAUACUGUAUGUCUGAUUCUUGUGGAGGACUUGAAGAAAAGGUUGAUGUUUUCCACAGGCUGUUAUCUGUGUUGUAUAUAAUUAAAACAAUUUACAGAGCUGUCAUUUUAACGGAGGUUUUGGCACUGCCGUGGACAAUUGCUGUCAGGUAGUUGUGUGAUUUUUUUUUAGGUCCUCGUUGAUAGUUGAGAGAAUUAUUUUCAGCAUGGCAACGACUCUUUCCCUUUGUUUAAAUUACUUAGGCGGAACAGGUUGUUUUGUGUGUUUGAGGGUUUAGCUGACAUUGCUUUGGUUUCCUUAAAUCUGUGUGUGAAUAUUAUGUUGAGUUCUUCCCAUUAGUUGCUGUGUUUAUGAGACUCAGGCCUGCACACAGAUAGUACUCAGGGCUGAGUGUGUAAAACUCCUGGCCAGCCUUUUGUGAUCUUCUAAGAUGACUGCAUUUCAGCUGGAAUUCCAGUCCUUAGUGGGGCAUGAGCAAAUGUUCUGUAGAAGAUAUUAAUAGCUAUUGUGGGCGGAAAAGGGGGGGAAAAAACGCUUGUGCCUUUUUCCAUAUGUUUUGUAAGGAAAAAGUCCAGAUGGAUUAUCUCUUGGUCUGGAGCUUUCUGUUGCUUCAACCAGCUCAAAUCCAAGAGCUGUUGGACUUGCCAGAAACACACACACACACACACACACACACACACACACACACACACACACACACACACACACACACACACACACACACACACACACACACACACACGCGCGCUCACUCUCCUCCCAUCUGAUGUGCAACAAGCUAUUACUGAUUAACAUGUCUGAACUCAGCCAGUUCAGAAAGCCAGUCUAACUCUUAUUUUUUUCCGUCUUGCUUUAACACAAAAAGCGGAUGACGUGACACUCUUUCUUCCUCACAUACCUCGCGUUCCUUGCAGUCAAACAGAUAUGUUUGUCGCCUUCCUAUUUGUUGCCUGAGAAACCAUGCUGGCUUGUCUUCUCACAUUUCACACUUGGCUUCAUCCCCUUAACCUCUAAUGCUCAGCCUGGAUGGGCAGCCUGACCUCUUGAGUCAUGGAUGUUAGACUCUUUGGCAUCACAAGGGCUGGAGUUGGGCUUCAUUUUGCCUAAUAAUUGUAAACAUGGAAAGGAGCUGAUUUAUUUAGGAUUAAAGAUUAAAGGAAAACAAAUCUGUUGAUACACUUUGCCUUGUUUCUCUUGCGGAUUUCUCAUAUUUGUUGUGUGCUUUGGAUUCCAGUAACUUCACUAACAUGAUUUCAUAACACUCGUUAGCUUCAUGGUCUGUUUGUAUUUUAAGAUCAAGUAUUUAGAUACAGACGUUCACACAUGGCCUUGUACCUCUCAUGCAGAAAGCUAAAACAAAUCGCCCACGCUCGCUACUUUUAAAGCACACACGCACUCUCAUAUAUACACACAGGAGGGUUAUGUGGUGUGACAGGACACCACAUAUUUGGAGUUUCACAGCAGGAUGGCAUUCCGGGACAGCAAGGAAGAGAUAAUGUCAGUGCACUGCUGGUUAACUCACUCUUUUAUCCUGCUUCUGGGCCACAAAGCGUGACGAGUGUCUGUUUAUGACACACAACAAACCCAUACACACCAGACCACUUUGCCUCUCCCAGCCUGCUGCAUGACAACAAGUUAAAAUACAAACACAAGUGACACACGAUGCUCAUACACGGCUUCCAGCGCAGACAAAAAAAUGUGCUCCUGUGUGAGUUUUCUUUUCUGUUAUAGACGUGGUUUCUUGAUCCAGGAACUGUGCCACACUGACUGACAGGAUGUAGGUUGGUGUAGUACCUGUGCUUAAAUAAUGCUUUCAAGAGGUCGCAGAUUCUGAAAAUAGGUACCUGAACACAUCACCGCGCACUGGCGCGCAGCACAUCAACUUUAAGGGGAGGCUUUGUGAGUGUGUUGAUUCCUAAUAACCCAGUGGUGCUAUAUUUAAAUGAAAAAAAGAAAUUCACCUAGUCAGCAGCAGAGGAAAAAAAGCUUCCUCCCAAACCACCCACACAGCUUUCAGCCCUGUUGUGACUUGUUUGUCUGUCGUUGGAGGAUUUUGGCUUCUUCCAAAAACAAUCGCACUUAAACACCCUCAGCUCCAAAGGAUGGUUACACAUCAGCACAGCAGUGUGAAAAAAAAAACUCCAACACAAAACACAAGUGGAGCCUGUGAGACACAAACAGAGAAAACACUCCCUCUUUUCCCCUGAUGUAGGCUCUCUUUCUGUAUGCACGUCAGGUGCUUGUAUGCUAUUGUUACUUUCAUCAUCAGUGUGUGUUGUCGCGUGCAGCUGUUUGCUCUCCAGUUAGUUUACUGUGUAGUGAGUUAGUAGAGUUACGGCCGUGUGCAGUUUCUUUUUCACUGUGAGCGUCUCUGAUUUAUUCUUAACAUCUGUCUUUGGCAGGUGUGUGGAACCAAAAGGUCUUCUGUCUGAGCCUGUGAUGUAGCUAUCAUUGCUGGCUGUGUGUUUCUCUUUGUGUGUGUGUGCACGUAUUUGUGCAAAAAAAAAAAAAGAAGAAGAAAAAAACAGAGAGGGCCGUUCUCCACCCACUCUUUGGGAUGAGUCAUUUUUUUGAGCCCUGUGUAAUCCAAGCCUGUGUUUCAUGUGUGUGAACAGACAGACCCUGAGCAAUGGUCUUGGUCCUGACUCCCUCUGGAGUAGUGAGUGGGUGAGACGCAGCCAUCAACAACAGGCCUAGGCAGCUUCGGUUUCAGCCUCACCAAACAAGAAAUCUACUCGUCAUGACACGGGCAAAGAUACACAAACAAAACACAAUCACACGUUCAUUUCAACCAUUAUCCUUUGCUCUAGAUUUAAGCUCCUCCUGACGUAAUAUCAGUUAACAAAAACAAAACUAACCAAAGGUGUGGUGGGGGACGCUUUAGAUUGGUCAGAGCAUAAGGAAGUGUAGCGAUCCAGACAUUUUAGCUCUUCACAAAAAGGUAACGUGACACGGUAGGGUUUGCUCAGAUGAGCACGGCUAACUUUUAGCGUUGGUGUGUGUUUAAUGGCUACAUGUGUGUAAUCCACCUGUGGGAGCGUGAUUGCAGUAGAGUAAUGCCAAAGCUGGGUUUGACACAGUCAACAAUAGGGGCUCCAAUAUUUUGACUUUUUCUAUGAAAUCACAGAAGGAGAGUGUGGUGACAUGGGAAAUAGGGCCAUGUCACGGGGAAAAAAUUGCUCCAUUUUGUGGAUAUUUUGCACAGCUUUUCAAAGCGCUCCUCUGCUUGUGUGACAAACUGCUUUAAAGGCUCAGCUGGGCUCUUUAAAAGGUUCUUAUACAUUUGCCCCCUCAGGGGAGAAAAAAUGUCUGGGAUAGAAGAACAGAGGAGUGAUACUUAAAAAAAGAUAAAGGGAAGAUGUUUCUCACAUCUCCUUUGGUAUUUUGUUAAUUUUUCUCAAUGCACUACCCACUAUAUCAUGAUUGAUUGUUUUUUUUAACACUUUUUGACACUUCAAAUAUUUUGCUUUCAUUUAAUUUUUUUAACCACCAAAGAAGUGAGCAGAUAUAAUAUUCUGUAACAGUCAUAAACAAAGGCAGCGGGACAGAAAUAGGUUUAAAUAAUUUACCCACUUCUAAUUUUUUUUUAUCUUUGUUUAUCUUUUUGUUAUUAAAGGUGAAUCUGUAGACAUUUUAAGUGUUCUUUCAAUAAUCUAAUUAUUAAUCAGCUUAAUGAAUAAUCAUUUUUUGUGACAAGAAUUGAGAAAAGACAGUUUAAUUUUCUUUCAAUUAUUCAUGUUUAAAGUGCUUACCCAAUGGUUUUAUCAUAGGACAGAUGUAUGUUCAUCUCAGGCCCUUUGAAGUUUCAUAAAAAUCCUUAUUAAAAUUCUUCAGGCGACAACAGCACACUAUUAUUUGUAAAAAUAAUAAAAAAAAUCUCACAACUCAAAAUAAUAAAUAUAGUAAUAAGAACCAACUGUUUCUCGUUUCUGAGGAAAAUCAAAGCAACAGGUUGCCUAAUCUGUCAGAAGAUGCACUAAAAAACAUCCUGAUGUAUGGGAUGACAAAGAAAUAUAUUCACAGAAAUAACUUAGAUGUGGUUUAAAGCUGCUUUAGUUAUUUUACAGAUCAAGCUAGGGUUUGAACCCAAACACGGUCACAGAACACUCUCCCCUUCCGUCGGGUAUCUUCCCUGAGACUCUUCUGCCAGAACCAAAGUCCCAUGAGGAAACAAGAUAGUGCUAAACACCAGUCGUCAUUUUCUAGGUCCAAAUGUAUUUUGUUGUCUGUGCAUCAAAUAGUGUUUUUCUUUUUGGGACUCUGGUAGUUUGUCCUAAAGCUGAAGUGGUAGUAGCCGGCUGUUUCUAUCUCUGAUAUUAUUGAGCCAUAAAACUCUCACACUUGUGGUAUUUUCUUGCUAAAUAUGCGAGUGUGUAAUAAGUGGAGGACGCAGGGAAGUGCAGAAGUGCUGUGGUUUUGUGAGACCGACAACCUGAAGGUCCAACUGGCGGAUGUUUUUAGACAAAUGCGAGAAAACCACUUACUACAUUUUUUAAAAUCUCCUAAUCUAUAUUUUAUAUGAUUUUCGAACAUUGUUAAAAGACAUGAAAAAAUGUUUUAAGCUAAUUUGUUUUCCAAGUUUGCCUUUGGGGCUUUAAUGCUUGAGCUGUCCAAAUGGAAUAAAACAAUUCCACAAAACUGUUCUAUCACUGAAAAAUCAUUUGGCGUUCUUUUGGCUGCAGCUGCUUGAUAAUCAUGAGCUUUGAAUCUUGGUAAUCAAGAACGAUGUUCGGUUUUAAGUCUUGUAAAUUCAGAAAAAGCUACUUUUAUCCUGCGUUUGUACACCACUUACAUAAUUUGAUGGAAGCAAACAUCAUCACAAAGCUUCGUGUCAUUGCAGUCAGUAAGAGUCUCGGUUCCUGGCAGGGAAGUACGAGUCACAUUUUUUGGAGGCAAACCAAAUGCAAGUUGUGUGUUAUGAAAUGUAAUUUAGAUCAUUUAUUAAUGGGCUGGUAGAUAAAAAUAAUUAAUUUAGAAAAACUCUUGUUGUCAGUUUUGUUUUAAUGAAUUUAGACAAGGUUUGGAUCGUAAUGCUGAUUAAAUCACAUCUUUAAUGUCAUCAGUAUUGUACAGCAAUGUUUUUGUUGGUAUAAAAGCACAGCUGAGCCAUGGAUCUUAUUGAAUGAGUUCUAAUAGAAGAUUAUAUUAAUGUGAAUACCUUUAAAACAUCUCUAACCUGAAUAAUGUUCAGUCAGUUAUUGACUUGAUGAACUCUUAUGGUUCACUCAAUAGACCCACAUGUAGAGGCUUGACAUGACCUUUGUGAAGUUUGUACAGAACAAGCCAGCCUGAUGUAUAAUGUGUUAUAUACUUUGUUGAAGAAAAAAAAAUUCUAUUGGCAGGUUUUAGAUAAAGAGGUGAUAAUUUUCUCUCAAAGCUGCUUUUAUUCAUUUUCUUGUUGCAGAUGGAGAAAGUGGAGCGAAUGCCAGGUUUUAUUUUUCUGGAAUUGUUUGUUUGUUUAUUUCUUUUAGUAAACACUGAACUGUCACAGUCGCUUUGCAGUGACAUAGCUGUGAUAUUUCAUUCUAAGGACCUAUGCAAAUCCAACAUUUUCCUCCUCUCUGCGUAUUGACUGCAUUUUAUGAUUCUUGUGUAAUCUGAAUGUAAAUUAGUGCCUAAUGUCAACGGAUGUGUGUGUGUUCGUGUUUGUCAGUGUUUGCGAGUGUGUGUAUACAUGUGUAUGUGUGGUUGUGUAUCAGCACAAAGAUAUCCCAAGGGGUCUCCCCUCCCCCCCCUUCUCAUUACAAUUGCUAAUGUCACAUUAAUGAAAUCGGCUUAGUUUAAGGUUUAUAGCGUAGCCUACUCUGGGAGAUUUGGCCUUGACACUUCCCACAUAUUUCAAGUUGAGUCACGUUAUUGUUCUGAGGGCAUACUAUUCUGAGUUACUUUAAAAUGCACUGGCCCUAAGUGAAACUUCAGAGGUAAACUUUGAAACACGGUUGCCAAGGUUUGUCGUCAUUGUAAACUGUUGGACCACAAGCUGUCGGCGCUGCAGCGUCAGAAGACCAGUGUUAGCUAGAGCAGUAAUGGCUUCAUUGCAGCUCUGGCUAAUGUAAACAGUGUGUUAAUGUGCUAGCAGCGGUUUGCAGAGCCACUAGCUGUUAAUCAUUGCUCAGCAGAGAGCUUGUCAUGCACAACAAUAUAGCAGAGAGUUAAUCAUAGUUAUAGAUCUCUGGUUUAUGCGGACGGCGUAUUUAACAGCUGGAUUUCUAAUCAUUUGGCCUUUCCUCCGAACACGUUUGGUAAUAUCAGCAGUCAUGAUUCCAAGGGUCAAAUAAAAUAUAUGGAGUCUGGAGAGCGGCUGGCCUCCCCUGCGCCCACCCUGUCUGCUGCUCGCACCUCCUCCCCUGCGGCCUCUUCUGCCUCCUCCUCCUCUUCCUCUUCGUCAUCUCCUGCUCCCCACUCUAAGAGCAGCCUGGCCCCGAGCCCAUCAACACUGGGAUCCACCCUCAACACCCCUGGCCGUCUGUUUGGAGCAGCUGGAGAGCAGCCCUUCAUUGGCUCUACACUGUCAAGUGCCUUCCCUCUGGUCAACCACCCAGCCUUCGGAGCCCUCUACACUGCCGGAGCGGGCAGGCCUGAGUUUGGAGGCCUGGGCUCCAUCGGGAUGUCAGCUGCUCUGGCUGCCCACCCCCAGUUAGGAGCUCUGUCUGAAUGGUGGCGAGCUGCUGAAGCCCAUGGACGAGGAGCUGCUGCCUUUCUCCCUUCUUUUAUUGGCUUCCCUCCUUUCUUUGCCCCCCACAUUCCUCCCAAUCACAACGCUAGUCCUGUUCAAAUCAGGACGUCCGGCAAGAAUAGCCAUGACCCACCUAAAGGGGUGAAUGGUGCAGUGAAUGGCAGCAGGGUCUGUCCUCCCACCACACAAUCAGGCAGCUAUUCUGCAAGUCCGGCUCCUGUUCAGGCAUUAACAAAGCCAACCAAAAACUCAGAGCCCUCUAAUAGCCACCGCAACAGCCCUCAGAACAAUCCAACAGAGACGGUGGAAAAGACUGUUGUGAAACCUAAAGAGAAGAAGGCACGAAAGAAGCAAGCAAGCACUUCUUUGGCGAGCAACAGUGAGUCAGGCACAUCCUCAGACAGCUCAAGUGAUGGGUCCCUCAGCAGUGAUCUGGAAGAUCUAGCGGAGGAUGAUGAGGAUGAUGAUGACGAUGAUGAAGAUGACGAGGAAGAGGAUAAACAGCGUGACUUGUCAGACCCUGAGAAGCGAACAAAGAAGAAAGCAAAGGUUGUGAUACCCAGCACUGGAAAGAGUGACCGACCACUAUUAAAGGAAUUACAGGACAGGAAAGACACACGAGUUAGGAAGGUGGCCUCAAACCCCCCCACUCUUGUGCCCUUACCCUGCUCUGUCUCCCCUCCGGCUCUGUCCCAAACCUCUGCGCUGGGGCUGCAGAGCUCCAGGUCACGGACGGAGGGCCCACAGCAGCAUUUCAGCGUGAUUCAGUCCACGGGCCUUGCUGCCAACCCUAAACCCCUCGCACUCCUCACUCAGCCUCGCAGGGAGUCUUCGCCAUCUUCUUCCCCAAUAGCUCUCACCACAUCUCCAAGAGCAUUCUUCAGCACUGCCUCUCCCAAACCUCCCAAGCUGUUGCCCUCCUCCUCUCCCCAGCACCUUCCCCUUUCUCUCUGCUCCUCCCCAAAGCCCCUCUCUGUCCCCUCGCCACCCCACUCGACUCUCCCGGCGUCUACCUCCCCAAAACCUUUUGGAUUGACCUCAUCAUUAACAAGCUUCCAGAAGCCCUCGCUGAAGCCACCAAAGCACACCGUGCCAGGCACCGCCAAAUCCAACAAGAGGAAACUGCUGGAAGCUUCCCUCGCUCAGAUCAAUGAGUUCAGGCUCAAACAGACUCUCAUGUCUCAAGGCCAGACGUUCCCAGCUGAGCAAAAGAAGCAGCAGCAGGGGCCAAACAAAUCUCCCAAGAGGACAUCGCUGUCUUCACCGCCAUUGCCGCUGGUUCCACCUCCUCCACCCCAGAACAAUCACUCCAACCUCUUCCUUUCGAGUGCCCUGCUGGGUCUCCCUGAACCCCACCACCCAAACGGAGUCAUCCAAAGCACCACUCAGGAUGCACCUUUGGCCCUCAUCACCAAACCUCGCAAAGACUCUGCCUCCCGAGGCAGGUCUCCUCAGCCUAACCCGGAUGCUGGGUCAAUGCCUGUCAAUCUGAGCACAGGGGCAAGUAAGACCCAAGCAAGUGCCCAUGCUGGGCCUCCGUCACAGCCUCCAACUACCUCACCCCAUGCCGCGGGCCAUGGAUCUAGAAAGACCAAGACCCCCAAGAGUAAAGUACAGAACCCAGGGCUGGGCCAAGCAGACCCUUUAGCUGCCUGGAAGGGCUUCUCUCAGAACCAUCUGGUUCAAUCUCUAGUAGAUUUGUUUCGAGGAGGAGAGUCUGGCAUUGGGAUUCCUGGUGUCAGUAUCCCUGGGGUUGGAAUUCCCGGGGUGGGAAUCCCUGGAACAUGUAACCCCACGGCUGGUCUUCCAGCCAACAAGGAAUCUGACGACUCAGGAGAUGAUGAUGAUGAUGAUGAUGAGGAUGACGACCUUGAAGAGGAGGAUGAAGAGGACUCUGAUGAUAGUCUUUCAGAGUCUGACAGCAACUCAGACAGUGAUAUUUCUGGGAAGAAGGUGAAGGAGUCAAAGCUGCUGCCAUCUGGAUCAUCCAAGAAGGAGAUGACUUCCCACAGGCUUACCAAAGGUCCAGAACUACUGAACACCUCAACCAAUCACACCGCCACCAGCUGCUCCCCUCUCAACCUGCAGGUCAUCAAGAGUCCCACCAUCGCCACCAGCUCCAGUGCCUUGGCCUAUCACAGCUCUGCCAGCUCUUCCUCCUAUAGCCUAGCCUCCCCAUUAGGUUUAGGGAAGAGGAAGAGAGUGAUGGAUGAGAAGGAGUUGAUGGCACCUCUGGAGUUGGGGUGGCGGAGAGAAACGAGAAUCAAAUCAGUGGCUGGGCGCCCGCAGGGCGAGGUGGCCUACUAUGCCCCAUGUGGCAAGAAACUAAGGCAAUACCCAGAUGUGAUGAAGUAUCUAUCCAGAAAUGGAAUAAGUGGCAUCACGCGUGAUAAUUUUAGCUUCAGUGCAAAGAUAAGGGUUGGUGACUUCUAUGAAGCCAGAGAAGGACCCCAGGGUUUACAGUGGACCCUGUUGAAGGAAGAGGAAGUUGUUCCUCGAAUCUUGGCGAUGGAAGGUCGCAGGGGUCGCCCUCCGAAUUCAGAGCGGCACCUAGCAGGUGAUGGUGCCAAAAUGAACCGCCGAAGGAAGGGUAGACCACCGAAUGUGGGUGAUCCGCAUGCACCUGAAGGCCCAAGCCCCAGUGAGGUCAAACUCCUGCGCAAGCUUGAAGCUCAAGAAAUCGCCCGACAGGCUGCCCAGAUGAAACUGAUGAGAAAACUGGAAAAGCAGGCACUGGCGCGUGCAGCCAAAGAAGCUCGCAGACAGCAAGCUAUCAUGGCAGCAGAAGAGAGAAGGAAGCAAAAGGAGCAGAUCAAGAUCCUCAAACAGCAGGAAAAGAUCAAGCGCAUUCAGCAGAUUCGGAUGGAGAAGGAACUGAGAGCGCAGCAAAUUUUGGAGGCUAAACGUAAAAAGAAAGAAGAAGCCGCCAAUGCCAAAAUAUUAGAAGCUGAGAAACGCAUAAAGACUUUCAAGGAGAAAGAGUUGAGAAGACAGCAGGCGGAGAUUCUGAAACACCAGGAGUUGGAGAGGCAUAGACUAGAUAUGGUAUGGGAGAGGGAAAGGAGGAGGCAACAUGUAAUGCUAAUGAAGGCUGUUGAGGCUCGCAAGAAAGCAGAGGAGCGGGAGCGCUUGCGGCAGGAGAAAAGGGAUGAGAAGCGCUUGAACAAAGAGCGAAAACUGGAGCAGCGAAGGCUGGAGCUGGAGAUAGCGAGGGAGCUGAAGAAGCCAAAUGAAGACAUGUGUCUGUCUGACCAUAAGCCCCUCCCAGAGUUUUCCAGGAUUCCUGGACUCAUCCUCCCAGGACGUGCCGUGUCAGACUGCCUGAUGCUGAUGCAGUUCUUACGAGGCUUCGGAAAAGUUUUAGGACUUGACUUGAAUGCGGAUGUCCCCACGCUGGGAAUGCUGCAGGAGGGCUUGCUCAAUGUGGGGGACAGCAUGGGCCAAGUUCAAGACCUUUUAGUCAAACUGCUGUCUCUUGCUGUCUGCGAUCCCGGUUUGCCACCUGGACACAAGACCAAAACAAUGCUGGGAGACCACUUGACCAAUGUCGGCAUCAACAGAGAUAACGUAUCUGAGGUGCUGCAGAUGUAUAUGAGUUCCCAUUGUGCCAACACAGACCUGGCUCCUCUGGCCCUCAGUCUCAAGACCAAAGCCUUCCAGGCUCACACACCUGCUCAGAAGGCAUCAAUCCUGGGGUUCCUGGCUAAUGAGCUGGCCUGCAGCAAAGCUGUGAUCAGUGAGAUCGACAAGAACCUGGAUCAGAUGGCAAACAUGAGGAAAGACAAAAUUAUCAUGGAGGGAAAACUGAAAAAACUGAGGACCAUUUAUGCCAAACGAACCGGGAAAAGGGAGGCCAGCAUGGGCGCGGAGGAGAACCAGUCCAUCGGCACGCCGUCUUCUGCUGCCAAACGCAAGAGAAAGCUGGGUGCCGACAGCGAUGAUGACGACGAUGAUGAUGACGACAGUGAUGACCCAGCAGAUGAGGACGACGACGAGGAGGAGGAAGAAAUUAAAAAGGUUAAAAAAGUGGAGACUGUUGAGGAGGAUGAAGUCGACCAGGCCACCAGCAUCGAAGAGCUGGAGAAGCAAAUAGAAAAAUUAGCCAAGCAACAUCAUCAGACCAGAAAAAAGCUCUUUGAGAUCUCUCAUUCUCUUCGCUCCAUGAUGUACGGACAGGACCGCUACCGCCGUCGGUACUGGGUUCUGCCACACUGCGGAGGAGUUUUCAUUGAAGCCAUGGAGAGUGGAGAAGCUCCAGAGGAACUGGAAGAGGAGCGACAGAGGAGGAGAAGAGCUGCGGAGGAGUUCAAGGUAAAAGAGGAACCCCAGGAGAUUGGACUGCACAAGGAGAAAUCUGCCAGCCUUGAUGGACAGAACAUUCGAACACAAAGCUUGGAGCAACAGAAGGAAGAUAAAAAGGAACAGGGUGGGAAGAAAAACUCCCAGUCUGUUUUCUACCAACAGUCCAGCUGUGUUUCCAAACUGUGCAUGCGCCGUGAUGUCGGCAAAAACUUUAAGACGGAGGACAAGGAGAGUCCAUGUGUGAGACUAAACAGCAGCCCCAUGGGCACUUCCAUCACCUCCACCACUGGAACAUCCUCCUCCCCCAGUCACAACACUCCUGAACCAGCAGCAGCAUCAACUCCUUCUAUGGUGAUCACUAAUCACACUACAAACAUCCCUCCUCCCGCUUCAACCUCUUUAUCGUUUCCCUGUCUGACGGCUCCACGGGAAAGCCCGGGAAACACUCCUCCGACCUCAUCCCCCGCUCCGUCUCCACACCUCUCAUUCCAAGCCAGCGACCAGCUGCUCAGAGUCCUUACAGAGAGGAGUGGCCACUGGUUCAGUUUGCUUCCGCGCAACCCCUGUGAUCUCUCCUCCAUCACUAGUACUCCCCCAGGAGUUCCUCGUGGCUCCCCUCAGGCGUCCUCCACCCCAGGCAGGCCCAGGUCUCCGCCUCCAUCCCCCGCCUUACCUCUCACACCUUCCGCUGCUUCUGCAUCAGCCAGCCCACACCACCCAGCUGGCCUCCUCAACUAUCCUCUCUCUGCCCUGCAGUUGAAGUCAGGUGCCUCCUUGCUCGGGGUUUCUUUUGGAAGCUGGCCUAGCGGUGUGAUAAGUCCCAGCCUGCCUCUGUGCAGCAGCCCCAGCCCCAUGCCAGGUCACUCCCUAGAAGGCAACACAGCGGCGAGCGUCUCCAGUAAGAGUGAGUCACCUUUACCUCGCAUCGAGAAAAGCUCGUCCAUGCCCUCCCCCGCCUUGGAGAUGCCAAAGUCCAUCGACUACUCUGUGCCUCGGCCCAUCCCAGAGGAUUUGCUGACAGGUUGGUGGCGGGUGUCUCACAUCGAACAGCUGAGGUCUCUGGUCGACUCGCUCCACAGCCGAGGAAUCCGAGAGAAGGUCCUCCACCGGCAGAUUCAGAAGUAUCUGGAGAUAAUUCCUCAGGUCUGCACCAAACACAAAGAUGUAGCCAUGAUUGAGCUCCAUGAGCUGGAGGAGAGUCAGGUCAGUGUGGAGUCUGUGCGCGGGUGGUGUGUGGAGGAGCAGGCCAUGGAAAUGGAUAUCGCUAUGCUGCAGCAGGUUGAGGAGCUAGAGAGGAAGGUCACGGCAGCCAGUCUGCAGGUCAAGGGCUGGACAUAUGUGGACCCUCAGUCUGAGCGGGAGGACCUGGUCUACUACGAGCACAAGCCCCCCACCAAAUCAGCACCAGCCUCAGCAAGCGCAGCAGACAAGGACUCCCGGGACUCCAAGGAGCAUCUAGAGGAGCGCGGGGAGAAGGGCGGGGUGAUGCGUCACCCAGACAACCCUCUGGACAUAGCAGUGACACGUCUGGCUGAUCUGGAGCGCAACAUCGAGAGAAGGUACCUGAGGAGCCCCUUAGGUACCACCAUUCAGAUCAGGCUGGAUAAUGUGGGUACGGUCACUGUCCCUGCCCCCGCCCCAUCCACUAGUGCUGACAGGGAAGGUGGCGAGGAGGAGGUGGCCCACGGUAUGAAGGUGUGGAGGAAGGCCCUGACUGAGGUGCGCAGUGCCGCCCAGCUGGCCAUGUGCAUCCAGCAGCUGCAGAAGUCUAUCGCUUGGGAGAGAUCCAUCAUGAAAGUGUACUGUCAGAUUUGCAAAAAGGGAGAUAAUGAGGACCUCCUCCUGUUGUGUGAUGGCUGUGACAAAGGGUGUCACACCUACUGUCACAAACCCAAAAUCACCAGCAUCCCAGAAGGAGACUGGUACUGUCCAGCCUGCAUCUCCUCGGCGAGCGGUCCGUCCCCGAAGAGCAAAAAGCCUCCAGCUAAACCAGUCACUUCGAGUGGAGGGGGAGGUAAAAAAGGGGGGGAGACCAAAAAGAACGGGAAGCAAACGGGUAACGGGGAAGCGUCAGAGGAGGAUUCGGCCAGUGCCACCAGCACACCCAAGAAAGGAGUAAAAGACACAAGCAGGAAGAGGAAAACCGAGGAUAGCUCACCUGCUCUGACACCGGCCAAUCAGGAGAGCCCAGUGUGUGUUAAGCGAGCCAAGACAGCAAGGGACAACAACAGGGACCUGGGAUUGUGCAGAGUGCUUCUGGCAGAGUUGGAGCGGCAUCAGGAUGCAUGGCCGUUCCUCACUCCUGUCAACCUGAAGUCAGUCCCCGGCUACAAGAAGGUCAUCAAGAAGCCCAUGGACUUCUCCACCAUACGUGAGAAGCUUGUUAGCAGCCAGUAUCAAAACCUGGAGACUUUCAUCAUUGACGUCAACUUGGUGUUUGAUAACUGUGAAAAGUUCAAUGAAGACAAUUCAGACAUUGGUCGAGCCGGUCAUAACAUGAGGAAGUUCUUUGAGAAGCGCUGGACUGAGCUUCUGAAACAAACUUAACAAACUUAAAAAAAAAAAAAAAACACUUCCCAUUACCAGAUUCAGCUUUUCACACACCGGAGUCUUCUGACGGAGUUUGUGGCUUUGCAGGAUGGAAGAAGUCAGCUCCUUGAUAAGGAAUCCAUUGUUGGUGAAACAGAAAAAUCACACUGAAAAAAAAAAAAGUUGUUACAUGAGGUGCGUUGGAUUUAUUACAACAGGGAUAAAAGCCCCAAAGAGUCCCAGAAAAAUGGGGUGUCCUAGUGCAAUACCAUUCCCUGUCUCAGAACACUGCACUGAAUGAAUCCUCAAAUGUCACUGAUGUGUCUGCGCUAGAAUACUUUCCACUACCUGUAAAUAGUCUUUUGUUAUUUAAUCGUAUUAUAGUGAAUGUAUUUAAUUUUGUAAUAAUUAUUUAUGAAUCAAGGUCCACUUCAUUUUCUAUGAAAAGGAGGAAUCAUCUAAACUGCUUUGAAUUUAAGAAAAACAAACAAAAAAAGGAAUGUGUGUUUUGUGUUUUAAUUUUUCUCCCAAAUAUCACAAACAAAGCCAAGAAAAAAUAGAAAAAAAAACCCAAAUCUGUUUACACUGAUCAGUGCUUUGGGGCAUCAGAGAACUGUAUUCAUUUGUUUAUUUACAGAAGCAACAGUGGAACAGUUCAGCGACGACGGCCCAUGUGUAUAUACUGUUUAUUAAUGUCGAUAUUACGUCUUGUUUGGAACGAUGUGUAAAAAUUGUUUAAGAAUAUUAAGAUAUUGUUUAUGCCUUAGAAUGACUGUAGCAUUCUAUUUUAGUGAACGUGAUGAGAACAUUAUCAUAAAUAUUGUUUGUACAGUAUAUACAUAUCCUCUGCAAACACUGUGGUAUCCUUAAUCUUGGUAGUGCCUACCCUUCCAACAGGGGCAUGUAGGGGAUGUUGUUGUUUUUAGUUUUCAUUCUUAUGGCAAUUUUUUUAUAUAUAAUUUCAAUUCAGCAGGGCCUCCAAAGUUGGACAAUGACACAGAAACCAUUCCUCACCAUAGCUGAAACAAAAGGAACAACAAGCAUUGGGCGACGCUUCCACGAUGCAUUUCCUCGUAAUCCGCCACAAUACAGAGGACCUAAGGCCAUUUGUAACCACUGUGUUGAACCUUUCUGUGUGUUGUGGCCUGAUGGAGGCAGCUAGAUUUUUUUGUACCCAAGUCAAAAGUACUUGAAGUUACUUUAUUUAAGAUAUUGUGGAAUAAAAGUAUCAUUCUUUUGUAGGAGCUUUAUUUUUCACUAGUGUGUGGCACGGACCUAUUAAAAGGAUGUUUUUCAAUGUAAGCGUCUUAAAACUGUUUUAUUUUUCUACAAAUGAUGUUUUAAAAGGUGUUUUGUGGAUAAUUGAAUCAGUCUUUAAAUAGAAAUGUAGCUUUUAUUAAUGUCAUUUCAUUUUGUUUUCUCUUUUUUCCACUUGAUUUAAUCUGAUCUGAACAGUUACAAAGACCAACGCUUAAACAUUUAACAUUUUAUUGUAAAGGAGAUAGGUCGGUGCUUUUGUUCACAGAAUUUGAAUAAAUGUAACGUCACUUGGUUUUUACUCAGUAAACAUCUCAACACACAUUAGUGGGUUUCUCUGCUAAAAGUUAGGAAAUAAAUAAUCCAGCCACAAAGAUCUUUUAAUAUUUUGGUAAUUAAAUCUCUUCAUAAGAUCAAACUGCUUCUUACAGCCUAAAGGAGAAAAAGAUGACACCUGAAAGCUGAACUGCAGCUAAUAGGAAUGUUUUGUUUCAGGAUUGCCUUUGAAAUUAGAAUGGAUUUCCCUAAUUUGGGAUGUAAACACGUGACACACAAAUAAAAUUGUGGACAGGGACACACCCUUGUACUUUGUUCAGCUUUAGAGAAAGAAUAUUUGCAUAUUAUGACUCCAUCUGUGCCACCAUAAUGAAUAAAACACAUUGACAGAUUCUUAA
This is a messenger RNA of Nothobranchius furzeri (turquoise killifish), 18395 nucleotides long. NCBI's taxonomy places the organism in Eukaryota, Metazoa, Chordata, Actinopteri, Cyprinodontiformes, Nothobranchiidae. The record is from RefSeq and is a predicted model, not a curated record.